Molecule: messenger RNA, 1392 nt
Organism: Diachasma alloeum
Lineage: Eukaryota; Metazoa; Arthropoda; Insecta; Hymenoptera; Braconidae
Product: prisilkin-39
Exons: 5
Coding region: 89-1261 (390 amino acids)
Source: RefSeq, a predicted model, not a curated record
CUGUUCGGAUACUGUGGGCACACCAAGAGUAGCCAUACUGAAUUUCACCACACUUCUUUAGCCAGUGUCGCAGUAACUCUCAUACGGAAUGGAUCGUUUACGCUCGGCAAGCACACAUUCGAAAAUGGAGAGAACUUUGUGGAUUGGCCUGUGGGGCCUUCUGUUGUCCUCCAGCAUUGUCAACGGUGUACCAUACUCGAAAUAUGGCAGAUCCUGCAAGGAUAUUGGCUGCAGGACUAACGAAGUUUGUGUAAUGGCUGAGGACCCCUGCACAUUCGGUAAACGCGACUGCGGUUACUACCCAACAUGCACGAAAAGUGGCGAUGCAGGCCUCCUCAGCUGCACAAGCAUGAUCUGCCCAAGCGGACAAUACUGCAAGACUGUUGACGGACGUGCUACCUGCGUCAACACAAAUUCCAAUCUUGUUUUGGACGUAUUUGCAGAGGACGAAGGGGUGCACAAGGACAUGACACGGAGACAGAGUGCUGGCAGCUCGUCGGGGUAUCCGGCUGGGUCGGGAUAUCCUAGCUCAGGUGGAGAUACGCCGGUUCCGUCGGCGCCAGUGGAGUCCUCUGCUGGAGGAUAUCCCUUGGGGUCUGGGAAACCCAGUUCUAGUGGGUACCCGGCGUCAGGUAGCUCAGGGUAUCCAGCGGGGGCGGGUUAUCCGUCGUCAAGUAGUUCCGGGUAUCCAGCAGCUUCGGGCUACCCGUCGUCAGGUAGCUCAGGGUAUCCAGCAGGUUCGGGCUACCCGUCGUCAGGUCGUUCAGGGUAUCCCGCAGGUUCAGGUUAUCCAUCGUCAGGUAGUUCAGGGUAUCCAGUAGGCUCGGGCUAUCCGUCGUCAGGUAGUUCAGGGUAUCCAGCAGGUUCGGGCUACCCGUCGUCAGGUAGUUCAGGGUACCCCGCAGGUUCAGGCUAUCCUUCGGACACUGCACGUCGUACUAGUGCGACCAACGUAAACGCGGGAUAUCCCAGUUCAGGUCAGUACCCCCAGGGGGGAUAUGGGCAGGGAUAUCCUCAGAGAGGGUAUGGGCAGGGAUAUCCUCAGGGAGGGUACGGGCAGGCUUACCCUCAAGGGGGAUAUGGCUACCAGGGGGGUUACCAAGGCCAGUAUCCUCAGGGCGGUGCAGGCUAUCCUCAGAAUGGACAGUACCCCCAGCAGAACAAACCUAGCAUUGGAGACCAGCUGUCGACUUUUGCGAAGAAUCUCGCCCAGAGGGUGUUGACGCAAGCUAUCUUGGAUAAAGUUGCUGGCAAACCUUAGGUGGUUGACAGUGUCUGAAGAAGAAAUUUUAGAUAAUUAAUACCAAUGUUCAAGGAACAUAACAGAGAUUAACCCAAUUGAGAUGGUAACGAGAAGAGAUUCAUGUCUAAUAAAAAAUUAUUUCACUCGGA